Messenger RNA from Leopardus geoffroyi (Geoffroy's cat), 2599 nucleotides. RefSeq names its product family with sequence similarity 227 member B (gene FAM227B). The transcript has 13 exons. The record is from RefSeq and is a predicted model, not a curated record. Bases 284 to 1579 code for a protein of 431 amino acids. NCBI's taxonomy places the organism in Eukaryota, Metazoa, Chordata, Mammalia, Carnivora, Felidae.
CGCGGGGCGGGGUUAGAGGGGGAAGUCCCGCCUUAGCCUCUCGGGCUGCGGGCGGUGUAGCCUCUCUGCUAGAGAGACAGGAUCCCAGGGCAGUGAGGCCCGCUCGGUGAGGCUGAGCUUCACACCCUGCCAGCCGAGUUUCCUGCUUAAGUGGCACGCGGUUCUGGAAGUGUACUCUCAAGGUGUAGUUGCAGUGUCUUUCAGACUCCAGUUUGUUCCUCCAGCUAAUGCAGAUGCUUAAGGUCCAGCUGAUUUCUCUUCAUCUCUGCAAAGUUCCUGCACCAUGGCAGACCAACAGUUCCCUCAAUGGAUGGUUAAAGAUCAUUGCCGGAAAAUGCAUAAACCUCCAAUGAACAUUGAAGAAUUCUUAAAGUUUCAAAAUUGGGAUUAUUGGCCAAGGGAAAUCUAUUUUGGAGACAAUGAUAAAUGGUUACACACUGUAAAGAAAAUGAAAGAAGAUAGUUCAUUUACGUCAAUUUAUACACAUCUGUGGGGAACUGUCCCUCGAAUACAUGAUGCAAUCAUUACCAUGGAGUCAAGAUUAGGGGAAUGUUCAAUUCUUUUGAAAAACCAUGCCUCUAAAAUACUUGAUUGGAACAGCAUAAUUUCUGAGACAAGUUCUAAAAGAAAAUUGGAAAGAUACAAGGCAUUUCUAAGGAAGCACCAUAAGAGAAAGAAGAUAAUGCUUUCAGAUGAAAUGGAGACGAAGAAGACUGUAGAGGGUUGCAGCUUCUCAGGAUUCAAAACAAAUGAGCUUACUCAACUACCCAGACAUUUGGAUGCUGAACAAAUUUAUCUUUUUAUAUUAAAAACCCAGAAGUUUGAUGAAAAAGUUUUUAAAAUCUGGAAGACCCAUUUUCUCUCAGAAGCUUCUAUUGCUCUUUUACAUGAUUCAUUUUGGUGGUGGUUUCUGCAUAAAUUUAAGCCUGACAGAGAAAAUCAAGAUUCCUUGUUUGAUAGAAUUUCAGAAAGUUAUGUGGUGCUUUUCAUGAGCAUCCCUGCAAGUCGAAAGGAUACAUUCCUUCAGGUGUAUCCUGAUUGUUUGGCACAAGCUAUCUAUGCAACAUUCCAGGAAGCAUUUCCAGAAUCCAGUAAUAUUUUUAAUGAUGAAUUUAAAGAAGAUCUAGGAAAUAAUAUUUUUCUUUGGCUGUCAGGUUUAAAACCUCCAAAAGGCUUUUGGACCCACUGGAAACUCAAAGAACUCUCCACAACAACCAUACAUGGUACUAAGAAAGCACCUUCAAAAUCUUUAAAGGACAGAAUUGAAAGGAGUCAAGAACGCAUAACGACUGCCAUAGACUUCAAUAUGAUGAAAAUUUUAAAGAACCCAAGAGCAUACACAAUGCCCACAUUCAAGGAAGAAUCAAGUGUAUCAAGACUAACAACAAAGAUGACACUGUUAAAAGAUGGAAAGCAAACUGCAGAUCCAUCUCUGGUAAUACACCCCAUUGCUGCAUCAUUGGCCCUGUCCUCUGCAGACUAUUUUAUCAACAACUUGGAUAAAAACAUGGUUGCCAUUUUUAUUAGAUAUUUUGAAGUCAUAAACCUUGGAAGAACGAUGAAUACAUUGGAUGACUAAAAGUUUACAACAGUUGAGUAGUAGGCCUAAUCUUAGAAGAUAAAUUUUUAUUAUGAAAAAAGUAUAAAGGUCCAAAAUUACAGCUGCAUAAGUAUAGGAUAAUAAAGCCUUGGGUUAGAGGCAUCUGAAAAGAUUUGGAAAUUAUUUUUUACAGUAAUCUCUGUAUGUAUCAACACACUGUUGACUCCCAAAUCUUACUGCAUUCUUGAACUUUUUAAACAGACAUAUGGGAUCUACUCUAUGUUGAUUACACAAUUAUUGUGUAUUAUGUUCAUUUGGGAGUCCUGCAUUAUAAAAGGGUGUAGACAAACAAAAGAGUUCUGAAUAGAAAAUAAUCAGGAUAAUUAAGGGCUAUAAUUAUAUAAUUAAUGGUAUAUUUGAGCAAUGACCAAAAUAUUUAAAGGCAUUUCCAUUAGAAAAGAAAAGACUCUGGUGGUUGUAAUAACUGUUUUCAAAUAUGUAGACAGCUACUGUAGGAAAGCAGGAUUAGGCUUUUUCUGUGUGGCUCAAAAUAAUUGUUUUACCAAUACAAACCACAAAGUUCUUACAUUUACUGGUAAGUGAAAGCUAUAGGGAGACAGUUUUCAGUGCAACAUAAAGAAUUUUCUAAGCACCAGGGUUGUCCAGAUGCCGAGUGGGUGCCUGUGGCUUCCGAAUGCCCAUAUGAGCAUCGGCAGAAUGCACAUUCAAACCUCAAAAGUCAAAGUUUACCUUUCUAGUCAUUGACAGCAAUUAUCCUUUAAUAACUUAAAACAAUGAAGCACCAAAAUCCUCCUUCUAGCUCAUCUCCUGUGACUCUUUCAAAGUUUAUGGGAUUGCUUGGUUCUAAGAUUUAGUACUAAGUUGACUCUUGACUAUAUAGGUCUUGUUUUAUGGGACCUUAAAGUUUUCUGAUAAUUUUCUACCAUUAUCUUUUGUGGGGCAGAUGGAAGUAGUGAGGCUCCUGCUAAUUGUUUUGGCUAUUUGGAAUAUCUCUAGGAGUUCUUUGCACCACUUCAAACCUUCUGCUUUAGAGUAUCU